Molecule: messenger RNA, 2933 nt
Organism: Ruditapes philippinarum (Manila clam)
Lineage: Eukaryota; Metazoa; Mollusca; Bivalvia; Venerida; Veneridae
Exons: 5
Coding region: 39-2837 (932 amino acids)
Molecular function (GO): protein binding; GTP binding; zinc ion binding
Source: RefSeq, a predicted model, not a curated record
CAUAAAAAUGUAUUAUAUUUGAUCUAGACUUUGCAGUUAUGGAAAGUCCAGUCGGGGGAGGGGAAAUAACAGGCGAGCAUGUAACUGCAAGCGAUAGUGUUGAUAAAGUCGAGGAAAGUAUUCCAGUUAAACCGGUGCUAAAAACUUUAUGCGACUUUUGUAAAAAAAGAGGGGUCGAAAUUGCAGCUUUGAAAAGAUGCCAAACUUGUGACAAAUCGUAUUGUGAUAAUUGUAUUAAGGUGCAUCACUCCAAAAAGGCGAACCGACAACAUGUUCUAAGCAAACUUCCUGUUAACGCUGUGCAAGAAGCAUUCCAUUGUUCGAUAUGCAAGAACAUAGCAACGUCCAGCUGUUGGGAGUGUGAAGAGCUCUAUUGUGUUCAAUGUUCUAAGACACAUUCAACUCAAAAAGCAACGAGAGGCCAUAAAUUAUCAAGCCAUGUCGGACUUUCAGAAAAGUAUAGGUGUGAAACAUGCAACUAUAACGGUCCGGCGUUAAAUCUGUGCAUUGAUUGCGAUGAGGUCAUGUGCAACGGUUGCUCUAACGUCCAUAGUAAACAGAAAGCUACUAGGCAACAUAAAGUUGUACAUGCUUCUGAAACUACUAGCCACGUAUGCAAAUCUCCUAUGGAGGAUGGAAUAAGGUCCUUACCGAAAAAAUCAUGUGAAUCCAGUCCGCUUAUCUUGCGCAAUAAAGGCGCAGUUAAACAAAGAAAAAGUCAGUCUGCACAUAAAGUCGUUAAAGGAAAUAUGCAUAGUAAUAUUGAUGCGUCAAAGGAGAAAUUAGCUAUAACUUACCAACAGGAGUUGAAAGUCAAGGGAGACAAUAAUCCGACACAACCCGGGAAACCUUCAAUACUUGAACCAGCAGACAUAGACUCAAUCUACCUUGCAUGGGAUCCUCCGCCAGAAUGUUUUGAAGAUUGCAGUUAUCAGAUUAGAUUCAAAGAAAAAAGUGUGGGUGCAAAAUGGUCGUUUUAUCAACAUUCGACAUCAUCGUGCUCAUUGCGGUUGACUGGCUUGAAAUCAAAUACGGAGUACAUAUUUCAAGUACGAAUGAUAUGUGAUGAGAUCGAGGGACAAUACAGUCCGCAAAGCGAUGACGUGAAAACUUCGAUGUCAGCAGCGCAUCGGGUUUUAAGCUCUAUGUAUGACGUUCAAGUACCAGAUAUCAAAAUCCAGUUGAAAAAAGUACCUAUACAAGAAAAUCGUAAAGCUAGGGACAAUCAUGGAAAAACAAGGAAAGUAGUUUUAGGUGGUGAACAUAAGUCUUAUGUCAAAGAAAAAACAAUCAUGCUUGUUGGAAGUUCGGGAACUGGAAAAAGUACAUUGGUUGACGGUAUGAUUAAUUACAUCCUAGGGGUAAACUUUAAUGACCCAUACAGACUAAAGCUUGUUGACCUUGAGGAAGAAGAAAGAAGUACAAAAGAAAAUCAGGCCUUUUCACAGACACAGUGGAUCACUUGUUAUGUCAUAAAUCCAAUUAAAGGAAGUCGUCUCGACUAUAGGCUUAAUAUAAUAGACACCCCAGGAUUUGGCGAUACUAGAGGAAUCGAAAGGGAUCGAGUAGUAACCGAGCAAAUCAGGACACUUUUUUCCAGUCAUGGUGAUAGUGGUGUUGUCUUUAUAGAUGCCGUAUGUUUCCUUAUUAAAGCACCAGAUGCAAGAUUAACACCAACUCAAAUGUAUAUCUUCAAUUCGAUAAUGUCACUUUUUGGUCAAGAUAUAAAAGACAACUUUUGCAUGCUUGUUACAUUUGCAGACGGUAAGCCCCCUCCAGUAUUGGCAGCACUGAAAGAAGCUAAACUGCCAUGUGAUGAUUUUUUUCCAUUUAAUAACUCUGGUCUCUUUGCUGAAAAUUCAGGUGUUCAAAGCUUUUCGCAGAUGUUUUGGGACAUGGGUUGCAAAAGUUUUAAAAGAUUUUUUGACAAUCUUACUAAAAUGGAGACAAAAAGUUUGCAACAAUCAAAAGAUGUUCUACAGCAACGUCAGUUAAUAGAGGUAACCAUUGAUAAUCUUCUUCCAAUGUUAGACGUUGGGCUGGACAAAAUUGAAGAAUUGCGUAAAGAAAUAAAAAUCAUUGAGCAGUCUCAAACAGAAAUAGACGAUAAUAAAGAUUUUACAUACGUAGUAUUUGAAACACAGCAUAGGAAAAUUGGACUCCCUGAAGGAAGACAUGUAACAAAUUGUUUAAAUUGUCAUGUUACAUGCCAUAAAAAUUGUGCCUAUGCUAAUGACGAAGACAAGAAAAAAUGUUGCGUAAUGGCAGCAAGUGGUUGCUGUACACAAUGUGCCAAAAAGUGCUUUUGGACUACACACAGAAACACACCGUACAUAUUUCAGUAUGAAACUGUUAAGAAGCAGAAAACAUACACAGAGAAAGAAAAGAAAUAUCGUAGAGCUGAAAAUGAAAAAAUGACAAAAAAGAAAGUCGUGAAAAGGAUGCAUGAAGAACUUUGUGUUAUUGAAGAAGAUAUCAUGAAACUAGUGGAAAAGAUCAAUGAAUGUAAUAAUAUUUUAAAAGAAAUUGCGCUAAGGCCAGACCCACUCAGUGUGGUCGAACAUAUUGAUCUGUUGAUAGAGAGCGAAAAAUCAGAAAAACGUCCAGGAUUCCAGUCUCGAAUUGCUUCGCUUCAAAAUUGCCGGAGAAGAGCUACCAUUGAUAAAGACAUAGAUCGAUUCAAGAGAAGCGUUACAGACACAACAAAGAUUACCACUGAUGAGGUAAAUUUACCAGCGGAAUCUUCGGAUAGUGAAAAAACAAAAAGAGUGUUUGAUUUCAUGUCACACAUUUUUUCUGUCCAGUUUUUGUCUGAUUUUCUGUACAAAAAUGAUUGAAAUGAUUUCACUGAGCAGUCCUAGGUAAAAAAACUUUUCCCUUGUAAAGAAAAGAUAAAAACCGUGCUUUGGUAAUUUGACCCACGCAGGUAUAAC